GUACAAAGACUAUUUCUUCAUCAUCGGGAAUAAAUUUCCAAAAUCGCGUGUUCUACAGAAACUAUCCCAAAACAUUGUGUUAAUCAUUAAGACAACAAAAAGUGAAAAACCAUCCAACUUCAGAAGCUAACACUUCUCUGUAUCGUAAAUUUGUGCAUUGAAGAAGAUGCAUUACAUGGGUUUGUUUAGUAGAGCUGGAAACAUUUUUAGGCAGCCUAGAGCGUUGCAGGCCUCAAACGCUAUGUUACAGGGCAAUCUUUCAUUAACUCCAUCCAAACUCUUUGUUGGAGGUCUCUCACCAGCUACUGAUGUGGAGCUCUUGAAAGAAGCUUUUGGCAGUUUUGGAAAAAUUGUUGAUGCGGUAGUGGUUUUGGACCGUGAAAGUGGUUUGUCAAGGGGCUUUGGUUUCGUAACAUAUGAUUCGAUCGAAGAUGCUAAUAACGCAAUGCAAUGUAUGCAUAAUAAGGAGCUUGAUGGGCGAAUAAUUGGAGUGAAUCCAGCUGAUUCAGGAGGUGGCGGUGGCAGUGGAGGUGGUGGUGGUUUUGCAAGAAGGGGAGGUUAUGGUGGUGGUCGUGGGGGAUAUGCUCGUGGUGGAUUUGGUCGCGGUGGAUUUGGUGGUGGUGGCUAUGGCUUUGUUCGUUAACUGGGCAUCCAGAAAUGUCUACCACCAAGAUUGAUUAGUCUGUGGUUUAAUUUUCUCUUCACAAAGACCACUAUUUUGUUAUAACAAUGCUCUUGAUGUUUGAACAAACAUAUCAAGCGGCU
Arabidopsis arenosa is the source of this 765-nucleotide messenger RNA. The record is from the annotation of a GenBank genome assembly. NCBI's taxonomy places the organism in Eukaryota, Viridiplantae, Streptophyta, Magnoliopsida, Brassicales, Brassicaceae.